GCUCGUCUUUUUCUGCUGCCUCAUUCAUUGAAUUUCAUUCCAUCGACCGGCCCUAUCCGAUAGGAUUAUUCUUUUUGCGUCCGAAAUUUCGGUUGAGUGCUGAAUUUUGGACAUCAUCUUUGUUCGGAUAACAGUAUUGUAGAUUGCUUCCGUAUUAAGCUCCCUCGGAUAAAGCUGCCUGCCGCGACCAGCGCAACAUUACCAUGGCGUCCUCUGGUCAGUCAUCCCGUAAUCCGGAGUCCCAGCCGACCUUGUAUCAUGGCAGUGUCGGGGAUGUGGUGCGCCUGCGCGCAAACAAUACAGAAGUAAAGGUCACAUCACCGGCGCCUGUCCUGCAGUACCAGGUGGAGUUCGAUCCAGAGCCAGGGUCACGUGGUCUGCGCUGCGCGAUCGUGCAAGCGCUGGCGCAGGUGAAACAGUGGUGGCAGCACACCUUCGUCUUCGACGGGCAAAGUCUCCUAUACGCGAGCCCCGCCGGCGCGGAAAUGAUUAAGCAGGAAUGUCAUGAAUCUGUGGAGUUCGAUGGUCGGCAGACGGGUGUGCAGGUCUACUGUACCGGUACUCUCAGGCGGAAAAUCCGCAGGUACUGGCUAUGCUGAAUUCGCAGCUGAAAGGAUUUCAGGAGAAAGACCUGUAGAUGAGCCGUAUUCGCGAUGCCUGCUAUGAUCCGGACAAGAAAGUACAGCCGGCGGGCUAUCAGGGACGGGUCGAAAUCUGGCCUGGGAUAGAGACCUCGAUCGGCCGGUGCGAGGGCGACGAACUGCUGAUGCAGAUCGAUCAGCGAUUCCUCGCUGCGCGAAAGGAGACGGCGUUAGACGUUUUGCGCCGUGUGAUGUUGAAGCACAAAGAUGAUGGUGAGCUGCUCGGCCGAACGGAGGUGGCCAAAGCGCUGAUCGGUCAGGUUGUCGUUACCCCGUAUAACAACCUGACGUACCGUGUGGAGAGCAUCGACUGGGCUACAGCGCCCGUGUCUCUUUCUACCGUCUCUGGUCCCCAUGGAAAAAUGACGUUUCAGCAGUAUUUCGUGCAGCAUUACGGCGCCGCUGGUCAUAUCACGGACCUGCAGCAGCCGCUCCUGGUAUCCCAACCGGCCAAUCGAGCGCUGCGCCGUGCCGGGACCCACGAGAUCCGCCUGGUUCCCGAGCUGUGCCGGAUGACCGGCUACACAGAGCAGAUGCGGUCCGACGUCCGGAUGAUGCAAGCGGUUGCAAGACACACCAAACUGGACCCACCACGACGCAAGGCCGCCACGGAGGCCUUCAUCCAUCGUCUGACUACGAAUAGUAAUGUCCAGCAAACGAUUCAUGCGUGGGACGUUGAAUACGGGAAGGAGCUGGUGGGGGUGGAAGGGCGACGCUUGCGUCCACCACAGUUACAGCAGAGCGGGAAAGAGUUUUCCUACGAUGCCGGGAAGGCCGAGUGGGGCCGGGAGGUGCGUAGCCACCCGUUGCAGCAGACGGUCACGCCGGUGCGCAGCUGGUUGGUACUGGUCACCGAGCAGCACCGCGCAAAUGUAAUGGGUUUUGUUCGUCUCCUGCUGGAUGUCGCUGUCGGAAUGGGCGUCCACUACAACCAACCCGAACUAGGAAUCGUGACGGAUGCUGUGCAAUCGUACAUCGAGCGGGUGGGAAAGGACCCUCGUGUUUUGGAUUUGGUACUGGCGGUAUUCGCUACGGACGACGAGCAGCGGUACAGCGCGUUUAAGCAGUUCAUGUCCUGUCACCGUGGCAUUGUCUCCCAAGUUGUGUUGGCCAAGACCAUCAGAGGACAGCCGGGCACACUCCGCAGCGUGGCAACCUCCCUUUGCCAGCAGAUCAACGCCAAAAUGGGAGGCACCAGCUGGAUUCUGAACUUUGGGUUUGAAUCGUAUCCGAUGGUGGUCGGCAUCCAUUGCCACGCGGAUCACCGGGAGCAGAAGACGGUGGUGGUGGCCGCGGCGACGUACAACCGCGACCUGGCCCAGUAUCACAACGCCGACCGCUUCGUCGACACGGACGAGCAGGCCAUGCAGUCGGUCGCGUCGCUUAUUCAGGAGUGCCUAGAGAAUUUCCGGGCGAAGAACGGGGCAUAUCCGGCUGAUGUCCUGCUAUACCGCGGCGCCAUCUCUGACGGACAGCUUAAGAAGCUGAUAGACACGGAAGUUUCCGGUGUGCGCAGCGUUAUCGGUGGACUCUCAACUAACAAGAAGAUUGCGUUAACAUACAUGGUGGUCAGCCGGAAUGUCGGUACGCGGUUCUUCCAGGAGAACGGGAAGACCGUGGGCAACCCGUUACCGGGUACCGUCGUGGACCGGGUCGUCACCCGGGCGGACCGACGCGAUUUCUUUGUCGUGGCGCAGAACGUUCGGGAAGGGACAGCGUCACCGACGUACUACCAUGUCAUUGUGGAUGAUGCGGGUCGCAAGAUGGACGAUCUGCAGCUCAUGACGUACCGAUUGUGCCAUCUCUAUUACAACUGGCAGGGCCCGAUUUGCGUCCCGGCUGCUCUGAUGUGUGCCAAGAAGCAUUCGCAGCUCAUCGCCCACAACCUGCAUCAGUCGCCGGCGACGUCAUUGCGCGACCGUAUGCACUUCCUGUAGAUCGAGCGUCAAGGCGUCCAUCCCCCGGAACCCGGCCGGGAAAUUGUAUCCACCCCGUCAGCUCGCUGCGUGUGUAUCCCCGGAAUAAGUUUGGAGCAGAUCCUUUUGUUCUACGGUUGCGGCUGGAUGUUGCUGUUGUAAUAGGUGGUUACAUCACCUUUCUUUGCAAUGUGUUCUUCGAUCUGGUCAGUUGUCGAUAUGUACGAGCACAGAAUAUGGAUUUAUGUUCGCUUGACCAGUGAAAUUUGUUAGUUGUUAGUGCAGUGAUGCGGUUGAUUAUGGAAUGAGCAGGUUUAGUAGCUUCGUUCGCUGUGAUUGAAGAUUCUUGGUGAAUUCUAGAUUAUAGAAUUUAUUUUUGGUUGAAC
This is a messenger RNA of Paramacrobiotus metropolitanus, 2943 nucleotides long. Its product is annotated as piwi-like protein 1. NCBI's taxonomy places the organism in Eukaryota, Metazoa, Tardigrada, Eutardigrada, Parachela, Macrobiotidae. Gene Ontology annotation, molecular function: protein binding; piRNA binding. Gene Ontology annotation, cellular component: P granule. The record is from RefSeq and is a predicted model, not a curated record. The coding region runs from base 638 to 2578 and encodes 646 amino acids. Gene Ontology annotation, biological process: regulatory ncRNA-mediated gene silencing. The transcript is spliced from 21 exons.